Molecule: messenger RNA, 8073 nt
Organism: Dromaius novaehollandiae (emu)
Lineage: Eukaryota; Metazoa; Chordata; Aves; Casuariiformes; Dromaiidae
Gene: ADORA2A
Product: adenosine A2a receptor
Exons: 3
Coding region: 1554-2864 (436 amino acids)
Biological process (GO): adenylate cyclase-activating G protein-coupled receptor signaling pathway; G protein-coupled adenosine receptor signaling pathway
Cellular component (GO): plasma membrane
Molecular function (GO): G protein-coupled adenosine receptor activity
Source: RefSeq, a predicted model, not a curated record
CUGAGGCCAACCUCGGCAUCUCUGUCUGUUGGUGUCCUGCAAAGUUCAGCCUUGUCUUCGGGUUGAAGAGGUGGCAGCUCUUGUUCGUGUUCUCUGGGCCGGGUGGAUGCUGAGUAACUCUCUAGGUCCUUCUUUGUUUUCUCAUCUGAAAAAAAGAGAUGGGGUCUUGAAGCAUUUUCUUUUUCUGUGGGACUCUCAGCUAAAAAACCAAGAGAUCUCGAGCUCUGUGUCAAGGAAAUAGGAGGGAUUCUCGCAAGUCGAUAGAGAGUUGCUUCUGUUCCUCGGGUAGCUGUUAUUUAAGACCAGGCAACGUGGUGCCUCACGGGCCACGUUCAGGUUGUGCAGCAGCAAGUAGCACCUGAGCGGUGUGAACACUAUAGCACCAGUUCCCUGCCUUUCUGCUCACCUGAAAAGGAGGAGAAAGUUGCCUCCUUAGUGAGCUGCUCACGUAGCUGAACGUUAAGGUUUGGUCAGUUGGGGUGAGGAGCUGGCUGCGUUCUGCCGGCAAACAAACGCAAGACUCUGGCCUCUGUUGCCUUGAGGUCAUUUAACCUCUGAAGGCUUCGGUUUCCUCUGUAAAAUCAGAAGAUGCCUCUCCCCUCGCAAAGGUUACGUCUGUGUCAAGAAUAAUUAUUGGUUGUAUUGCACGUUUUUUUCUGAAGUAAAUCUCUGUAGAUCAGAACGGCCAGAUGGCACGUACAACUCUCAAUUAUGGAAAAUAUCCUCAGGAGGUACUUCGAGGUCAUCUAAUCCAUGCCUCUGCCUAAAGGCGGGAUCAGCUAUGCUUUGUGCCAUUCCUGACAGCUUCGUCCAUCCUGCUCUUAAAGAUGUGCAGUGGAGACUCCGCACGUUCCUGGUGUGCAGGAAACACCCCACGGCCAGCUUAAACCUCCUUUGCUCUAAUGCCUCCCUCAUCCUAACAACAGAGGGCAACUCACAGAGGAUCGGCCAAGACAACCUUAGAACUGGAAUUAGCCUGGAUACCUGCUAAACAUGAAAUAACAAGUGAAGAAGUUGAAUGCUUGCUUCAGCUGAAGAGAAGAUUUCCUAAGUCCUGGGGGGAAAAGGGGAAAAAGAGAACCAGAGGAAGUUGCCGGUAGGUAUGUAAAUGACAGGAAACCAUGACUAGCAGCGUGAUUGUCAACAGGAAACAAAAAUUCAGAGCCUAUGUGACAGUGCCAUACAGCGCGCUUACUGGGCUGUGUUGUCUGCUGGACUCUGUGGCCCGGGGAGCCGUGUUCGUCUGCGUGAGCUGUUCUUCUGUGGCCCUGCCGGCUGGAGAAAGGUGAAUUUGGUGAAUUAUUCUGCGUCUGGUUAGUCCACUUUGCUGGAGGUGGCAAGGCCUGUUUUUUCUCUUUACACCUGUUGCUGUAAAGAUCUCGAACAGCCAUGGGGAGAAAAGGGUGUGCGUGAACCACCCUCGCAAGCCGGCAGCCGAGUGAGCGCUCUUCGGGCCCCAGGCAGCUUUGAGGCGUCUUGGCUGUUCAGUGCUCUGCAGAUAUGAACGCUGAGCUUUUCUGGCACGUUCUCACGUUGGCCUGGUCGCUCUCACCAUGCUAGUACAUGGGAAAGAAGACUUUCUCUCAGAUGUAGCUUACAUCAUCCUGGAACUGGUCAUUGCCGUGCUGGCCAUCUUGGGGAACAUCCUCGUCUGCUGGGCGGUCUAUUUGAAUAGCAACCUGCAGAACGUCACCAACUAUUUUGUGGUAUCCCUGGCUGCGGCUGACAUUGCGGUGGGCGUGCUGGCAAUCCCCUUUGCCAUCACCAUCAGCACCGGCUUCUGUGCCUUCUUCUAUGGCUGCCUUUUCAUUGCCUGCUUCGUCCUGGUCCUGACCCAGAGUUCGAUCUUCAGCCUCCUGGCGAUUGCCAUCGACCGAAUCAUUGCGAUCCGCAUUCCCCUCAGGUACAAUGGCUUGGUGACUGGCUCUCGAGCCAAAGGUAUCAUUGCAAUCUGCUGGGUAUUAUCUUUCAUCAUCGGCCUGACACCAAUGCUUGGGUGGCACAAACGCUCGCAGAUUGAAGAGCAGGGUGCCAAUAAGUCCUCUCCCAUCAACUGCAGCAACAGUAUGGUGGCGUGUCUCUUCGAGGCUGUGGUCACCAUGGAAUACAUGGUCUACUACAAUUUCUUUGCCUGUGUGUUGUUGCCUCUCCUCCUUAUGUUUGGUAUCUACUUGAAAAUCUUCAUGGCAGCCCGACGACAGCUCAAGCAGAUGGAGAACAAGAUGGUACAUGGGGAACGCUCACGCUCCACUCUGCAGAAGGAAGUCCAUGCGGCCAAGUCUUUAGCCAUCAUUGUUGGGUUGUUUGCAAUCUGCUGGCUUCCACUACAUAUUAUUAACUGUUUCACCCUUUUUUGCCCAAACUGUGCCCGUGCUCCCCUCUGGCUGAUGUAUCUGGCCAUCAUCCUGUCUCAUGCCAACUCGGUUGUAAAUCCUCUCAUUUAUGCCUACCGGAUCAGGGAGUUCCGUCACACCUUCCGUAAAAUCAUCAGCCAGCAUAUCCUGGGCCGGAAGGAGCAGUUCAAGGCAGGAACAGCCAGCUCUAGGACUUCCACGCACGGUGGGGAUGGGGAGAACGCUAGCAUACGAAUCGGUGAGUAUGCGUUAGAGGUGUACACCAAUGGAGAGAUCCACAGGGAUCCUGAAAAGCAGGACUUGAACAAAUGCAAGGCAGGCUCGGAAUGGCACCAGAAUGGAAAUGCUCUGGACAUGGAGGCAAAUGGGCAUCUCCCACAUUCCUGCAAAAAUGGGAUUCUCUCAGAUGCAUGCGUGAACAGGGAGCUUCAUAGCGAAGAGCUAAUUGAUGCCCGUGUCUCUUACUCGGAUCUAGAAAGCACAGCUUUUGCAGCACCUGAUGUUUCCUGAUGACUCUUUCAAAGUCUUCCUGGUAGAGUUACUUUUUUUUCCGUUGGUGGCCUCUGCUGUGGCAGAAAGGGAGGUUGGGGGUCGGGGGGAGAGGUUUGUAUUAAGAUUGCUGUGGAGAAAGGUGUCCCUACCCAGGACCGUUGGGAAGAUCCUAAAUACUAGACUGGAGAAAAGCCAAGAGACCAUUGAAAUGGACUAAAGGAGGAAGGGACACAUUGCCCAUCAAAGACCUGUCACCACGAGCGGUGCCGAGGUCGGAGAUGGCAUUCCAAGUUCAGCACUGGGAGAACUCCAUCGAUGCAGGGUGUGUUGUGACAUUAUGCUGUACCGUGUGUCCAUGGUUGUACGUCGGUUUUGCUGUCACUACCGAGAGAAAUAAAAGCAUGGCUGGAAGUAUUCACUUAAUUGCAAAGAGCAGCAGGGAGGGGCCUUUUAGUACUUUGGCCCUGCAACAAGCUGAAGGGGGAUAGCAACAUCUUUUGGGCAGGGAGGAUGCCAACGGCUUUUCAGAGAAGGAAGGAAUUUACCUGAUGGGAACUUUGAAUACCUUCAACCAUGGCAUUUUGUUUUCGGUUUGUGUUUUUGAACUUAUACCGUAACAGGUUCCUCAGAUGUUUUUUCCUGUCUUGAUUAGAUUACUUUAAGUUAUAAAAGCUGGGCGAGAGCUCAUAUCCAUUCCCUGAGUGCUCAAUGUUCCAGAUGCACAAGACAAAUAUAACCUCGUAGCCCUCCACUUCAUCUAGCAAAUAAUGAAAACGGAGACUCAAGCGUGGAGGUCCCUUAGCUGGAAGGCUGUUAGCAGGGCUUGGUGCUGCAGGCUGUAGAGGAGCAGGCCAGGUUCUGGGCUGUUGCCGGAGGUGAUCCAGCAGUGCCCUGAGGUGCUGUGCAGAGCCAGCAGCCGUGCGAAGUGUCUGCAGACUUGUGGGCACCGACGGGUUCUGCUUUUUUCCUCUCUCUCUGGCUUGUCCUCCUGUGCACCUAGAAAGCUAAUUCUUUCCGUGGCCCUAAGUGCAUGUGAGCCGUGGUCAUCUUCCGUAUUUUAGUCAUGUUCAUCCUCACCCAAAAAGCUGUGGGUUUUAUUUUUUCUUUUUUUCUCUAGGGAGUGGGGAGAACGCGCACACAUACCCAGUGCUUCCUUUUGGAAUUCCAGUGAGCUGUUUGAGGAACACCUUUUCUCUGUGAUUUCACUUGAUUCCUGAUGUGCUUUACUGUGGAGCCCCAUGUGUCCCUGCGGUGCAGAGGCCUUCUGAAGUCCAGCAGAAGAUGGUCCUACUUUGGGGAGCUGGAAGGCAUCAGUACUAGUGGCAGUCUCCUUAGAAACCAUAUUGGUCUGUCCGUGUAAGAGAGAUCUGCAGAUCUGUCCUGCAGUAAGGGUAUGCACUGAUGUGGUUUGUUGUAGAGAUGUUUUACAGCAGUUUGGAUGAUAUUUUGCUCUGUCAUUUAUGAAGCCUGGUAGCUCAGGGACAGCAGAGAGCCACACUAACUUGUAUUCUACCUUGAGACUGUUCAGUCUUUGUUUUCUAGACAAAUAUUCCAGUAUGAUGUCCAACACUACCACCCUUCUGGGACUGGAGACAGGCAGUGGAAAGCUCAAAGUCUGGUAGUUACAGAGAUCUGGAGAUUCUUCCCUAGCUUAAAAAGUCAGAGGUAUCAGCCCUCAACCCUGAGUCUUCCGGGUGUCUGUCCACUGAACAUUUCAGAACUCAAAUCAGAGUCAUUUUCAGAAAGGAGAAGGGAACUGGGUUUUAAUAUUUCAGAAAUAGCAGAAGAUUAGGUUUGUGUGUUCUCCUUCCACAUUUAUUUUAAAUAUUGCAAACUAUUAAAAUGAAAAGAAUUUGAUUUUUGCCAGUCUCCCUGGAUGAAGGUGGGAAGUGGUUUAUAACUGCUGAGCGUAUUUAAGUAUGAAACAGCCCCAAGCUAGCACAGAGCUUAUUUUGAGACGGAUAAAAAGAUGUGGUCACCACCACAAUCUUUAGCAGAAAGACAGGCAACAACGUAAGAACACAGAACAAUAGACUUGACAGUUUAACUGAGUUGCUGCUUUCUUGGCGUGACACACAGUCUGACGUCAGAGGAGCGCUUUGUCGCUCCAGCACCAUUAACGCACACUCAGCCAUUUCCUUAUAACUGACGUCGUAGGCAGUUCCUCUGUAGGGUGACUUGGGAUCUUGUUGCUCUUGAUCUUUCUUGAUGCAAUAUUUCUGUUUGUUGUUUGAGGGAUCUCGCCUCUGACCUCCUGUAACAGCAGCAGAUUUCAGCCAGGAAAAUGGGGGUCUGAUCUCAUCGGGCCUCGGUUGGAAGCCGAAAUGUUUCUAAGAAUAACACAAGAUUACAUCCGGUAUUCAUGUCAAUAACAAUUAGGUCCACAAAGAAGCAGAGCAGGGAAGGAAGUGUGGGAAAAUAGCAGCAUCGCUCGUGUGCUGGAACACACACAAGUGCAGAAGUGUCUCUUAUUGAGCUUUAGUUGCCAUUGUAAAAGGAUGUUUUAUGUUACGUUGCAUCAGACUUUCAACAGCUGAUGCGGGUUUGUUGCUUUCUAUUGUUUCCUGAGCUUCUUCACACUCAAUUGUGGCAGCUUCUUGCUUGGUUGCUACAAGAAUAGAAUUGAUCUGUGUUGGUAUGACAAACUUGGGGUAAUUCCUCUGGAAAAACAUUUCUACCCAACUGGAUUGCCAUACAAAAUUUUUGAGUUCCCAGAGGUCUUGAAAUUAGUUUUUCUGUGGCUGUUUGAAGUGCCCUCAAGUCUGUCCAGUCCCUUUCAAUAUGAGUGAUCCAGAUUUGAAAUGAAAAGGAUGUGCGAAGGGCCCGUGGGAUGUGUGUAGGAGGGAGUGUAGUGGGUGUAAGUGGGUUUAUAUGGAAUUAGAAGUCUGUAGUCACGGGAAGGAAGGGACGGCCAACUGCCCCAUGUGCUGCAUGCCUUCUGGCAAACUUAUGUCUGAGAUGGACCUUCAGAAAGUGUUUCCAAAGUGAUCGUUGGGGGGAGCAUGAGCUUUUUGGGCAGAAUUUUGGACUUCUUAUAACCUGUUUUCUAGGGAUCAUGAUUUUGAGACUUCAUUCCUUUUUUGAAAAAGAAACUUUAGGGUCCUAUGAAUGAAGUGUUUGCUUCCCUUCUCCUCCUCUUAGCGCUCUCCGCUCUUGAGAAAAAUACCUGUCUUCCAAACUACAUAGGACAGGGAUCAUUAAAAAAGUGAAAAUUAAAUAAUUUUCCCUAAUCUCCCCACUCAUAUCCCAAUUUUUCUUCCAGCUAGAGAAUGUUUAGUUGAUGAAAUAUAGCUGUUCUGGAUAAACAAAGAUGGUAGCAAGGCAAAGGUAAAAAUGAGGUGACCAUCAGGAGAGGCUGGAUGAGACCUCUUUGGGAACCAAAGUAGAGUGGGUCCAGAGAGUAAGAGCUGGUAAGAAGAAACUAAUUUCAUUGAACUGGAACAUCUUAUUAAAAAUGGUUCGAAACCCACUGAGAGAUGUGGUGCCUCAUUUUGAGUGAGGGAAUUCCAGGAAUUUCACCAUUCCCUGGAGACUUGUAUGCUCCAGGUUUUAUUUGCUUUAUAGGGUUUUGGAGAAAGUAAAGUUCUGAUCAGUUGCCAGGAUUAAUUUUAUCAAGUGUUCUUCUUAGGGCCCUCUCCUCAAUAGGGCACUAUGUGCAAAUAAAUGCACUUCAGCUUUGUCUUGCAGAGUUUCUUUUAGAUCAGUAUUUCAAAGCUGUGUGCAGGACUGAACUGUAGCUCUUGCUCAGAGCUAACUGAGAGGAGAAGGAGAUGUGGUAAGGCUGACAUUGGUUUGAUGGAGGAUGCUAGCAAAUUGGCACGGUGGGACAGUUGGGGGUUACUGUAGACAGAAGGGGUUGGCCGCUGAUUCCAGCUGGUGAUAGCAAACUUCUGGUGCAGAUGGACUUGGGAGUUAUAUGGAGUAUUUUGAACCUUUUGAUCAUUCUUUGAAAAGAGGCUCUGGGGGAUACUGGAGGAUGUAAGAAAGUCUCUGAGGUGUGGGAGCAGGCUGGAGUGCUAGGGUUAGAUGGCAAAUUUCAGCAGGGAAGGAGGAUUUGUAGGGUAGGUAUUUGGGAGGGUUUCAGGAGAGCAGGAAUGUGCUGGGGAGAUUUGGGGAUUGCACAGAUGGUCUCGGGGGCUGGCAUGAAACUGAUGUGUGACUCGCUGAGAAGGGACUCUGGAAGAGAAGUACGUGGAGUGUCGUGGCUUUUCUAGGGUCACUGCCUAGAGGAAACCUUGCCCUGGUGUGUGCAGAAGGUUGGCUUCGUCUGGCCUGUAUGUGACUGAGCAAGAGAGGAUUCCUCUCAAUUAUCUCCUUGCCAGGUGCUUUGUCUCAUUUCGUGAGCAUAUCCAGGUGUAGCAAAAGCCCUUCUGCUUCAUGAACAUGAGUCCUCUCUAAAAAAUAAACCAGUCCAGGCGUAUUUUGUGGGAAGGAUCAACUUGCUGUAAUAGUGGUGUGAUGGAUUAAAACUGGAGACCCUCUAGCGGUGUUUUGUUAAGUUUAGCUGCCUAAUAGUCAGCUUUCUCCCCACUUUCGUUUUGGGCGUCAAACUGCACUGAGUCACACCAGGGAGCUUUUUCUGGCCCUGAACUUUUGUCCCUCUUUACAGUAAAACACAUCAAGAAUAACUAAAAUCAUACCAGUUCCUCAUUUGCGUGAGAAGUGAACUGAAUCGGACAGACUGAGAAUCCCCCAGUUGGGGUGACGUCCGUUCUGUAUAAUUCCCCGUCUUUUUGUUUGCUGGGAGUGGUCACACAAGGGUGUGUUGAAAUCAAGACUGGAGCCUGCUGAUCUGUGAACAUCUUUCGCUUUCCCGCUCCCCGUCUGAGGAGCUGGUGUUCCUUCCCUCUGCGCCGUGGAGUGGUUGUCUCUCAGCCGUCUGUGAGCCAAGACACUAUGAACACCCUGCUGUACAUGCUGUCACUAUAAAACACUUAUUAAUUUAAAUGUUUUAUGAAAAUAGUUGUUGUUUCCCUCUGUCAGUUACCAGUGGGAGGGGUGGGAAGGGGGGCGGGAGAAUCUGUGCAUGCAAAUGUAUUUAAAGUGCGUUGACCAAAGUUUUUUUUUGUUUUUGUUUUUUGUUUUUUGUUUUUUUUUGAAUCUGUGAAGUUUUCAUAGCUGUGAAGUCAUCAGACUGCUGGGCAGUGAGGAGCCGCUGGUGCUGCUGAGUCUGUCUUGGUUACAUUUCUUAAUAAGCAUUAAAAUAAUAAAAUAUAUUUAUAAAAGA